Messenger RNA from Hordeum vulgare subsp. vulgare (domesticated barley), 1071 nucleotides. RefSeq lists its product as uncharacterized. The coding region runs from base 1 to 627 and encodes 208 amino acids. The record is from RefSeq and is a predicted model, not a curated record. The transcript is spliced from 2 exons. Lineage: Eukaryota; Viridiplantae; Streptophyta; Magnoliopsida; Poales; Poaceae.
AUGCAGGAGUACUGGGCCUCCGUCGGAUGCAGGAGUACUGGGCCUCCGUCGGAUGCAGGAGUACUGGGCCUCCGUCGGAUGCGCCGUCAUGCAGUGCAGCAACACCAAAUCACCACCCUUUUCCUCUCUUCUACUCCUACUUGUAUCCGCCAGCUAUGUAGAUUCACCAGCAGCAGCAUCAAUCAAUGGCUGAUAGAUAUAAUGACGGUUCUUGAUUUUCCCAAUCAAUCCAUCGAGCAGGUCGGCGCCGGGACGAUGAACCCCCUCACCUUCAUCCGGGUGCUGGGCCGCGAGCCGUGGAACGUCGCCCGGUGCAGCUCGCUAGGAUGCUCAGGCGAUAGGUUUGUUCUUUCCAUUAGUUCGAUUGAUUCAGGUUUGUCUCGGAUGGUUUGGGUUCAAGGCAUCUUUGAUGCUAUUGUACGGUGGCAUGUAUGUGAUUUACUUCUUUUGUUUGUUCUCUCGACCCUGUCACUCUCCGUUGGAUUUUGGGAGUUUGCCCUGCUAUCCAUCUGUGUGAUGCAGUCCUCCUUUCCAUGUCCUUUUGUUCUUUUUAUUGUGUUUUUUGGUCUUGCUUACAAUUUGUUGGUCAUGCUUAACAUACUCUUGCCUGUAGUUAGACAUUUGUAGCUGAAAGAGAAGUAUAUUAUGCAAUACAGAGGAACUCUAUGAAUUACUCUUUGCCUGGUAACCUUUUUCUAUAUUUACAUUUGUUUCAGGUCCUAUUGGAGUUUAUCUACUGCAAAUGUUCUGCUGCGAUUUAGCUCGGAGCGCUGCCUCGAGUGCUUAGUUUCGUCUUGCCGAGGUUUCAUUUUCCUCUUCCAACCUUAUUUUCUUGUGCUUGUAUUAUAUUCAGUCUUUUAAUCAAUUCUAACUGCGUGUGUUCCGUGCGUUGUGUUCUUUCUUACCUGUUGUUGCUCUCUCCCUUCUCCUUUUCACUCAUUUCUUUGAUUUAACGACAUAAUAUCUCAUCUUUGUUCGUGUAGAUUCAUUUUUGUAUCUACCUAUGAGGCGGUUGAUGAAAAUCCAAGAUACUGCAGUGGCAGAUUAAUAUAUGUGUAACAAAUUAUGCUU